CCCAGUGAUGUGCCACUGCCAGCGCAGGGGGGGGCAGCUCCUGCUGGGUCGGGAUGCCCAUCUGCACGUCUACGAGCACGGCGGGGCUGCGCAGGUCGCUGGCGUCCACUCCCAGGCACUGCCAGACCUGCCAGAUGGCACCAUCGACCUGGACCAGCUGGAGAUGACCAUCCGUGAUGCCCACGGCAGCCGGUACCACCCGCGCCCCGAGCUCAUCUGCCUGGAGAACACGCACAGCUCGGCGGGGGGCCGGGUGCUGCCCCUCACCUACCUCCAGCAGGUCCGAGGGCUCGCUGACCGCUACGGGCUGCGGGUGCACAUGGACGGAGCGCGGCUGAUGAACGCGGCGGUGGCCCAGGACGUGGAGCCGGCUCGGAUCACCCAGCACUGCCACUCCGUGACCCUGUGCUUCUCCAAGGGCUUGGGUGCCCCAGCUGGUGCGGUGGUGGCCGGAUGCAGGGAGUUUGUGGCCGAGGCCUGGCGUGUGCGGAAGCUGCUGGGCGGGGGGAUGCGGCAGGCGGGCGUGCUGGCCACCGCUGCCCGCCUCGGGCUGGAGCAGGCGGCAGUGACGCUGCGCAGAGACCACCACAACGCCCGGCGCUUCGCUGAAGGCAUCCAGGAGCUGAACUCGCCCCUCAUCUCAGUCAACCUGGCAGCGGUGGAGACCAACAUCGUGAUGGUGAGCAUCAGGGGGGGCUGGCCAUCCCCCGCCGAGCUCUGUGAGCACCUGCAGGACGUGAGCGAGGAGGAGGUGGCUGAGACCGGCCAAGCCGUCAGCGUCCUGCUCUUCCCCUGGUCGGCACACACCGUGCGCGCUGUCUGGCACCGUGACAUCUCGGCCCGUGACACCGAGCUUGCCAAGAACAAGCUGGAGUUUGUGGCCAGGAAGUGCCAGGAGAAGCUGGCCCUGGGUGUGCGCCCCACUCCUCCGAGCACGGGGGGAGCCUGAGCAUCCUCUCCAGCCCCAGUGCUGGGGUGGGGACAGCUGCUCUCCCUGUGCUGCAGGCGAGCUGGGCAGGCUCUCCCAGCCCUGUCCUGGUAGCCAGCAGCAAAAUGACUGGGGCCACAGCGUGCUCCAGCAAAGUUCCCAGCUGGCUGCAGCACAGUGUCCACCCCGGUGUGCAGCCCAGGCCUGGGGAGACCCCAGCCCACCCCCCAGAGGGAGGGAGCACCUUCAAAGACAUGGUCAGAGGGAUAGCAGGGAGCCCACCUCUCACAGUAGGUUGCCCACAUCUCACACCACAUCCCAGACCCAGCAAACACAGCCCCAGAGCACCCUCUAGUCCUCAGCAGCAGCUCUGCUUCUGUAGCUGGGGUCCUGCAGACAGCAGUCCCUGACCCUAAGACACCCCCCUGCCCCUGGCCUGUGUGCACCCCACGUGUGCAAGGGUGCUGCCGCAGGGAGACACAUCCCGAGGGAUGCUCGGGGCACAAAAUAAACGUGUUCUGGCAGC
Messenger RNA from Calidris pugnax (ruff), 1454 nucleotides. RefSeq names its product probable low-specificity L-threonine aldolase 2. Bases 8 to 949 code for a protein of 313 amino acids. Gene Ontology annotation, cellular component: cytosol. Gene Ontology annotation, molecular function: L-allo-threonine aldolase activity. Gene Ontology annotation, biological process: L-threonine catabolic process; glycine biosynthetic process. The transcript has 5 exons. The record is from RefSeq and is a predicted model, not a curated record. Lineage: Eukaryota; Metazoa; Chordata; Aves; Charadriiformes; Scolopacidae.